UCGUGUGUGCAGAAAACAUGUACCAAUCUUGCUUAAUAUAUAUUCUGAUGCAGAAGGUCAGGGGUGGGGUUUGUGAUUCUGAAUUUCUAACAGGCUUAUAGGGGAGGCUGAUGGUAUUGUUUCAUACUUUGGGUAGCAAGCUGACAGGCUUGCCAUUUUUCAGAUAUUACGGCAGAUCCUGAAUUCCUGUUUUAUCUGACUUAUGGAGCUACUACUUUUCCUAUAAGUAGCCUGGCUUAACCUAUCUUAUAAAUACAAAUAUCGACACAUGCCUAUAUAAGCACAUGCAUGAAUGCUAUGACUUAGAAUGUUUAGUGCUUCGAGGAAGAGAAAACUCGAACUCAAACUGCCUUAGGCAAGGAGGACAUUUAUUAUUUUAUACAACUGAAAGAGCAGAGGGAGUCAAAAGCAAGCUUGAGGAGCAGUAGAGUACAUGACUCCGCAAUGUCUUCAAAGACCUGGGCUUUCGUUUCUCUACUCUGCCAUCCUCUGCCUUCAGUACCUGGCUGUGACUGUGACGGACAUCACUUUCAGAUAAAACAAUGUCCAGAGGCAGAAAGGAGCUGUCUCUGGUGUCUCUGUUUAGAACCCAGACACAUUUCACAGAAGCCCCAAGCAAACAUCUCACACUUCAUGUCGCUGGUCUGUUUCCAACCUAGUUAUUUAGCCGGGGGGUGGAUGACUGGGAUUGGCUUAGCUUAAUGAAGAUAAUCAGAGUCCACUUGCUGGAGCCAGGGAGGAGGGGGUCAAUGUCCCUUUAAACAUGUAAAUAUGCAGAGGAAUGUAUAUCUGAAAUAAGUCCAAAUUAGGUUGGAAAGAGGAAAUUCCUCAUAACUGAGGGGAGAGAGAAUAGGUGCUAAGUUGGCAAAUUACCAACGUAGUGUAUGUGUCUACUCACAUAUACUCCCCAGCAAAGAGGCUUUAUUUCAAGAAGAGCAAUACACCAUCUUAUCACAGAUCUGCAGCAGAGCGGUCUGGAGGCUCAAACCCUUCUCUUUGCUGUCAUUGCAUUUUCCCUCCCUGAAGCUGCCCUCUAAAUGUUUAGUUUGACUGUGCAAAAAUAACCUUUACCGCAGCUUUCUACUGGGAAGCUAAUCAUUGAUGCAUAAUUACAAUGUAGGGCAGAAAUAAGUACCCAGUUGAUUUUGUUGUUGGCUUGACUUAAUUGAAAUACUGUAUGUUUUUCAGGCCCACCCUCAUCAGGCCCACUCUAUCCUUGUAGUUCAUCCCUAAACAAAUAGAGGCAACUCUGAUGCCCAAUGCUUUCUUGAUCCAGUCCUUGAAAUCUCAUGAUUGAUUUUUGCCAGCAUUGUACGAUGUGUUUCCUCUGUUUAGACACUAGAUAAAUUUUACAGUAAGCAAUUAUGAAUAAAUUUUACCAUAAGCAAUUAAAAAACAACCAGGUUUCAUAAUCACAUUCCUGGGAGACCCAGUGAACUGCCAAAAACUAUUUUUAAAAGUGCGUUAAGAGAAUUUAAUUCUUGACAUAAAUUCCUAUAACAAGAGAUGCAUUGAGUGAAAAUUUUUCCUCAUUUACUAAUAAACAUUGACUAAUAAAUGUUACUUUAAAGAAAAAAAAAAGCAGGACAACAUGGUGGACAAAAACACAGACUCUGAAGCCCAACUACCUGGGUUAAAUCUCAGUUAUGCCACUAACUGUGUGACCUUAGGCGAGUUCUUAAGCUUUAUGCUUUGGUUUCCUUUUCUGUGAAAUGAGGAUAUGAAUAGCAUUUACCUCUCUUGGCCUUUGUGAAUGUUAGGCAUGCAUAUAAAGAAAAGUGCACUUAGCAUAGGGUAAGCCCAUUGUAAGUGUUAACACAUUUAUAUUUUUAUAUGCCUGCUUCCUUGAAGUAGCACCUGUAUUUACACAUAUUUUCUCUAAUCCCCCAAACAACCCUGAAAGAUUAGAUAGUAUUGCAGCUAUUAUUAACUCAUAAUAGCUAACAUUAAUUGAGCACCUACUAUGUGUCAGACACCGUUCUGGCUACCAAACAGGCAUUGUCUCAUUGAAGCCUCAAAACAAGUCACGGAAAUAUGAUUUUUCUCCUUUUACAGAUGACAAAACUGAAGGACAGAAAGAUCAAUUAAAUUGCUCAGUGACAUUCACUUUGUUUGGUAGUGGCAUUAUUGAGACUGGAGCUCAGUCAACUUGACUCUCGCAUGCUUAACUUUAUGCUACUUUUGAUAUGGGUGAACAUAGACUAUGAUGUUAAAUGACUUGUUCACAAUCUUUCCACUACCCCUUGUUCCCUUCUCUCAGUUUGGUCAAUAAGCAUGGUAAAAAAUCUACUCUAUGUCAGAAAGUGUGUGGGAAGUCAGAGAUUGUGAUCCGUAGACCAUAGCAGAACUUGAGAAAAUGAAGAGACAUGUUUAAAAGGGUACUAAUAAGUAUUCAAUCGAAAUUAGAGUCUACAGAGCACUCUCAUAUUGAACUGAACAGAAUUAAGGCAUUAAUUGUCUCAUGAGCAGUACCUGCUUUAUAGAAGCUUGCUAAACAUGGUGCUUGUGGUAGGAUGCAAAGUAAAAUACUAUGUUCAUAGCACAAAUGAGGAAGACGCUCGGUCCCACCUGUCGGACUCUCUUGCCCCUCAAGUAUUACCAUGUCAUAGUCUUCAACUGACAUUGUUACUGCUUUAGAUGGCAGAGCCCUUUUAUUCAAAUGAAAUAUUAUAAGGGAAGGCCAAUGUCUGAAACAGAUACAUGUUUUAUUAGUACUCAUUUCUACAUUCAGCAUUAUAGAAAAGUUACAAUAAAGCCCACAGACAAGACCAGUUAAAAUGCACCAGGCUUAAAGUUUGCUUCCCGUUUUCAUCAUUUUGCUUUUGGUUGCCCAUUUCUGAUAAAAUCUUGAGUCACAGAUAGCAGUAGUCAUACAUCUAACAGCUCCUGACUUCCCAUAUCGAAGAUUUCUUCUGUAUCAGUUUAAAUAGGUGUGGGAGUUUCUUUUAGCCAAAAAAAAAAAAAAAAAAAAAAAAAAAAAAAAAAAAAAAAAAAAAAAUCUGGCUUUCAUUCACUGACAUAUAUUAGUGAGCACCUCCUAUAUGCUAAGCACCCAGCAGAGUGCCAGAGUACAUGACAGACAGGGUAGACACAGUCCCUUCCUUUGCACUUUUGGAGAGUGGCAACUUCUAAUCUAGACUCUGCACGACAGCUAGUUUUAAUUUUUCAUUUCAUUUUUCCAAAUGCAAUAGAUAUUAGAGGAAAUUUUAAAAGAAGAAUAUUUGCUAGAUGAGGGUUUCAGGGAGAUAAAAUUCUCUGCAAAGGUGGGAAAUUCUGUAUCUGAUAGAAUUUUAGAAGGGACUAAAACAAUAGCAGGGAAGAAUUCUGGGGGAUGCAAAAGAGGGAGUAUAUGAACAGUAAAGACUAGAGACUGCAGUGGAAGCACCAAGCUGAGAAAAGACAAAGAGGACUAGUGGGUAGGUUCACCAAGGAGGGGUGGCAAAGUAUUUUACCACCAGUGGCAGAAUAUGCUUAGGACCGAAACUUCUUGCUCAAUUUGUUUUUUUGUUUUGUUUUUUUUCUUUAGCAAAAAUACUUUGGGCCUUCUUAGAUGUGGAAAACUUGCCCCUGGGCAGAGCCAAGGAAAAUCAAAGGGAAAGAAAAAGUUGAAUUGCUCUACAAAAGGAAGUUGGAAAAUUUUAAGUAUUUAGGAAUCGCCCAGGAGGGGACACGGGAAGGAGGAGCAUGAGCGAGAUUCUGGAACAAGGAUUGAAAAAACGUACAAGGAAGGCCUUUGGAAUACGGAAGAAAGAAAAGGACACUGAUUCUACAGGUUCACCAGAUAGAGAUGGAAUUCAGCCCAGCCCACACGAACCACCCUACAAUAGCAAAGCAGAGUGUGCGCGUGAAGGAGGAAAAAAAGUUUCGAAGAAAAGCAAUGGGGCACCAAAUGGAUUUUAUGCAGAAAUUGAUUGGGAAAGAUAUAACUCACCUGAGCUGGAUGAAGAAGGCUACAGUAUCAGACCCGAGGAACCCGGUUCUACCAAAGGAAAGCACUUUUAUUCUUCGAGUGAAUCAGAAGAAGAAGAAGAAUCACAUAAGAAAUUUAAUAUCAAGAUUAAACCAUUGCAAUCUAAAGACAUUCUUAAGAAUGCUGCAACUGUAGAUGAAUUGAAGGCAUCAAUAGGCAACAUCGCACUUUCCCCAUCACCAGUGGGUGCAAUUAAAAGGAACUUAUCCAGUGAAGAAGUGGCAAGACCCAGGCGUUCCACACCAACUCCAGAACUUAUAAGCAAAAAGCCUGCAGAUGACACUACGGCCCUCGCUCCCCUCUUUGGCCCACCACUAGAAUCAGCUUUUGAUGAGCAGAAGACAGGAGUUCUUUUAGAUCAGCCUGAGAUAUGGGGUUCAGGCCAACCAAUUAAUCCAAGCAUGGAGUCGCCAAAGUUAACAAGGCCUUUUCCCACUGGAACACCUCCACCACUGCCUCCAAAAAAUGUACCAGCUACCCCACCCCGAACAGGAUCCCCCUUAACAAUUGGACCAGGUGCAUCAUCCCCUGCUCGACCAGCCACUCCUUUGGUUCCUUGCAGCAGUACCACUCCACCUCCACCUCCUCCCCGGCCUCCAUCCAGGCCAAAGCUACCUCCAGGAAAGCCUGGAGUUGGAGAUGUGUCCAGACCUUUUAGCCCUCCCAUUCAUUCUUCCAGCCCUCCUCCAAUAGCACCCUUAGCGCGGGCGGAAAGCACUUCUUCAAUAUCGUCAACCAAUUCCUUGAGCGCAGCCACCACUCCCACAGUUGAGAAUGAACAGCCUUCCCUCGUUUGGUUUGACAGAGGAAAGUUUUAUUUGACUUUUGAAGGUUCUUCCAGGGGACCCAGCCCCCUAACCAUGGGAGCUCAGGACACUCUCCCUGUUGCAGCAGCAUUUACAGAAACAGUCAAUGCCUACUUCAAAGGAGCAGACCCAAGCAAAUGUAUCGUUAAGAUUACUGGAGAAAUGGUGUUGUCAUUUCCUGCUGGCAUCACCAGACACUUUGCCAACAACCCAUCCCCAGCUGCUCUGACGUUUCGGGUGAUAAAUUUCAGCAGGUUAGAACACGUCCUGCCAAACCCCCAACUUCUCUGCUGUGAUAAUACACAAAAUGAUGCCAAUACCAAGGAAUUCUGGGUAAACAUGCCAAAUUUGAUGACUCACCUAAAGAAAGUGUCUGAACAAAAACCCCAGGCUACAUAUUAUAAUGUUGACAUGCUCAAAUAUCAGGUGUCUGCCCAGGGCAUUCAGUCCACACCUCUGAACCUGGCAGUGAAUUGGCGAUGUGAGCCUUCAAGCACUGACCUGCGCAUAGAUUACAAAUAUAAUACAGAUGCAAUGACGACUGCUGUGGCCCUCAACAAUGUGCAGUUCCUGGUCCCCAUCGACGGAGGAGUCACCAAGCUCCAGGCGGUGCUCCCACCAGCAGUCUGGAAUGCUGAACAACAGAGAAUAUUGUGGAAGAUUCCUGAUAUCUCUCAGAAGUCAGAAAAUGGAGGGGUGGGUUCUUUGUUGGCAAGAUUUCAGUUAUCUGAAGGCCCAAGCAAACCUUCUCCAUUGGUUGUGCAAUUCACAAGUGAAGGAAGCACCCUUUCUGGCUGUGACAUUGAACUUGUUGGAGCAGGGUAUCGAUUUUCACUCAUCAAGAAAAGGUUUGCUGCAGGAAAAUACUUGGCAGAUAACUGAUGAAAUCUUAUGCAAGGAUUUGGAGGAUUCAUAUAAUGGAGAACUGAUGUAUGAGAAACAGGUUUUAAUUUUGGUUUGAUGAAAACAAACCAAUAUCUGCACUUCGGAUAUAUCAGGUGGAAAGUCAAUGACUUUCAUCUGUGACUUCCCUCACACACUACCAUGAUGACCAGUCCUACAGUAUUUACUUCUAGGUGUAAUAUUGUUAAUGGUUUUAAAAUGUAAUUAUUGUAUUUGUAAAUUGUACUCUCAUUCCAGUAAGGCAGUUAGACACUUGAGUUUUAGCAUUUUACCAUUCCUGAAAUGGAUGUAAUUUAAACUGUGGUAUGUAAAUUUAAUAGUAGUAUUGUUGAAUGGCACAAUGCUUACAGAGGUAGAUUGCAUUUUGUCAAUAUAUAAAAUUUAAAUAUAAUAUUGAUAGCUAUCAUAAAGGGGGUGCCACAUGUUAAAGAGACUUAAGUGGAACCAGAAGAAAAAGAAACAAGCUUACUUUUCUUCAAUCCUUAGUAUGUUUUACUCUAGUGCUAAAAAUUCUAUCUUCAAAUGUUUAGUGGGUUAAAUUGAGAAACUAUUUCAGAAAAAAAUUCUAAGGUUACAGCAUAUUCAAAGAAAAGCAUUAGUUACCACUUUUUAAAAAGCUUUUUUUUCAAACCGCAAAUUUCAUAAAAAUGCAAACUGUGUAAACAGGGCUUCUUAUUUUUAUAACUUGUGUAAAAAGGGAAAGCAAUUCAUAUUUAAAGUUUGAGUAUAUUAAAUUAUAAUCAAGAGUAAAGAAGAUGUUGAAGUCUUAACUACUUGCCCCUCUCUACAGUUUCGCAAAUGUGGGGAUUGCUGAAUAAUCAGUCAGACUAAAACCAAAAUUGUGAUUUUAAGAUUUCAAGACUUUCCAUAGUUGAACUGGUUAACAACUUUUGCUUAAUUACUCUGAAUAGAUGAUCUUACUCAUCCAGUAUGGGGGAAUGAUACCUCGCGUCUUCCUCUUUACCGACAGGAAUCAAAAUGCUGAGACUGAGAAUUUUAGGGAAAAAAAAUUCCCCUGUUUAGAUCCAGAAGGAGAGUUUUAAUCAUUGUGUAUAUCAUUUGAGAAUGAAAAAAUAAGGUUUAUAAAUGAAAUUCUAUUCACAUUACUGUGUAAUAAAUUUCCUUUCGGAUGAUUAGGAUUCAUUGCAUAAAACUGUAAAUCUUUGCCAUUCUUGGAGAAGCAAGAGGAGAGUUACCAAAAAUGUAUGUCGUUUCAUCGUUGCAAGGUAUAAUAAAAACUGUAAUUAUUCACUCUAGCCCUGCCAUAUGAACAUUUAGAAAGACAAACUUCUUCGGGAGUCUCAGUUGUAAAACCUUCCCUCAUUAAGAUCUGAAAAUGUUAGUCUUCCUUUAAGUCAUAGAACUUAUUUAAACAUAAUCCAAUUUCUAUUACAGGUUAUGCUAUUAAAUAACUGUAAUUAUUAAGUUAUUAUUUUUAUAAUUAGUUGUUAAAUUUCAUUUUAUACCCACUCAAAUUUAACAAAGAAUCUUUAGCCCCUUUAAAUUUUAGAAUUAAGUUAAAUUUUUAAAGUCUUACUUCUAAAAUGAGAUUGUGACUGGCAAUUGUUUAUAGUGAAACUUUUUAAAUUAAUCUUUGUACUCCUCUAUCAGUGCUCGCUACCAAGAGAAUGUCCAAAAUGAUUUGUUUUACCGUGGGAAAAUUCUUACUAUUCAACAAAUUCUCAUUUGGCCCCAUACAGCAGUCUGGUGUUGAAGUUUCUUUGAACAAACUAAUUAAUAUACUCAUUUUAGGUAAAGGUAUCCAAUUUCAUUUUGAAACCAAAAUAGAAAAUGCAAAAUUCUAAAUUCCAUGAAACAUGGAAUUUAUGACACCAAAAUUAAUGGAGAGUAAGCAGCAGAAAACUGAGAAUUAUCCAGCAUAUGAAUAUAACGAUGUGUUUUUAAGUAAUCAAUUCAUUUAAAAAAUUGAAUAUUAAUACAAAGCAUAUUAAAAACGUGUAAAUAUUACUGGUUCUCAUGUCUUUGUAUUUACAUUUUAUUUUGUUUUGUUUUGUAUAGAUCUAGAAUGAAUUAGUAAUUAAACACAAGGGUUUUUUCCCAAAAAAUAAUUUUAUUGAUUUUUAAAAAUGUCAUUAAAAACAUAGAUUACGGUAAUCUCUAACAUUAUUCAAAUCUUUCUAGGGACUAAAUUAAAAACUAUGAAGAAAUCCUAUAAUCCCUUAAUUGGCCUUUAUGAAACAGAAUGGGAGUCAGCAAUUUCAAAAUCAUUGAACUAUGAAUAACCAGAAUCUCAAUAGAAAAUGUAUCCCUUCACCUUUCAGAAAAGAGAUCAAAUAAUAACACAAUAAGCUGCUAUCAGGGAUUUGCAUUUUGACAUUCUGUUGUUUCUUUUUAAUUUUGUAGAUUAUAAUCUCCUGUUACAUCUAUAUCCACAGUACUGUAGAAUAAGAAUUCAUGUCCUGAAAAUGGUCCUAGGCAAUGAGUCUCAGUUAUCAAAGACAUUAAGUCAGAUUCAUUUAUUCAUUUUAUUCCCAAGUCAGAAUAAAAUGAACUAGUAGGUAUUAAAACUAUUUUCAGUACUAGGGGUUAAAACAAAAAGAAAUGGUUCUAGUUAACCAGAACACCAUUUCCUGAACGUUAUGAUCUUUAAAAUGUUCUGCUUUAGCAAGAUAAAAAGUAUAAAUGAUGCUACUUUAUUUUGGCAACAUGGAAAUUAUGUUUUUCUUUUUCCAAUAAAAUCCAUAUUUUCAUGAAAUUUUUAAAAAUAAAUUUUUAUUAAGAAUUAGUCUGAAUUUUAUCAUAAUUGAAAUUUAUAAUUACUAAGAAUUAAAUUUUUAAUCAUUUUUAAGCUGUGUUCUUCUCUACACCCACAGCCAAAAUGGAAAUUCACUGUAUGGUAUUUGGGAAUAUAUUUCACCUGUGAAAGAAAGAAUGUCCACAAUUCAAACGGUUUUGAGUUAAUAGGAAUCCCUCAGUCGAACUACAGAAUUUGUUUUGUUUUAUAUAUUCUUAGUCAGCAAAGUGUUUGAGCCAUAAUUACAAAUAUUUCCAUUUCUAAAUCUUCUUUUGGAAAAGCAGAUGACUAUAAUACGUUGGCUCUGCCACUGACUCCUGCCUUGUGAUAUUGGACAACUCACUGCCCUUUUCAGUUUCUCAUCUUUAGAAUGGGGAGUUGGGAUUGACAGUGGUUUUCAAGCUUUCCUUAACAGCAGGGCUUUUUUUCUAAUAAAAUUGCACAUGGAAUCCUGGUAGGCAAAACAGCUCAAAGCAAUGCAGGAGUUUCUCCAACAGUUUAAAUUGGAGCUCCCCAGAGCAUGGUUUAAAUACCACAACAGCACACAAUCAUCUAUCAAGUGUCUUCCAACUCUGAAGUUCCACAGUUGUAAUUUACUCAGAUAAACCACCUUUUGAGGCUUUAUAAGCAAACUUGUAAAAUCACAGUAAUUGAAUGAUAUACAAUAAAAAUUGACAGUUUGCCAUGUACCAGUCACUAGAGAUAUUAGCUCAUUUAAUGCCCUAUCAAUCAAAAAAUUGUAAGUACUCUCUUUAAUUCCUGUUUUACAAGUGAUGACACUGAGUCUUAAAUAGAAUAAUUUCCCCCAAAUGACACUGCAGCUGAAAGUAACCCAGUUAUUCUGACUGCAAAGGAAACGCCUUAAUUGCUUUGUGCAUCCUGAACAAAACAAUCUGUUUUAUGUCACUACACAUAAUCCAUUUGAAUGCCAAGGUAAAAGGCACCAUGAAAAACCAUUACCAAAAUAAGGAUAAUUCCAAUAACAAAACUGUCAAAAAAGAAUCACUGCUUCUCAAAGUAUGAUUGGUAUCAUCACUUAUUAAUGUUUUGUAUCAUCACUUAUUAAUGAUUUUGGCUUGGUCACCACUAUGCCUAGAAGAUAGUAGGCACUGAUAAACAUUGUUAAACACCGUAACAACACACAGUUAUCUAUCACAUGUCAAUGUCUUCCAUCUCUGAAAUUCCAUGAUUCUACUUUGCUCAGAUAAACCACAUUUUGAGGCAUUAUAAGGAAACAUGUAUAAUCAAGUUCAUACAAGCUAUACACAGUAGGCCUCGAUAAAUUUGUAUUGACGGCAUAAACUACUAGGGAUGAGAUUUGGGAACAUACAUUUUGAUAAGUGCCCCAAAUUUGAGAAUCAUUGCUCUAGUAGAUCUCUAAGGUCCUUCUUAGUUCUGACAUUAUAUCAGAUUUUAAGCAUUAAAUUCUAAGAUGAAAACCAUUUUUCUAGUCAGUUUAUUUUUCAUUCAGUCCAUUUAAUUUCCUCCAAUCUUAAACAAUUUUUUUCCCUAGGAAAAUCGCUAUCUUUUUCUUAAAGUUACUCUGUUAUACUAUCUCAGUCUCAAAGUAGCCUGAAACGCAUUUUCUCAUUUUCAUAAUUCUGUCCUUUUCUUCAAUGUCUUAAAAGACUUGAAGUAGAAGGGAGGUUGCAAGCUGUUAUUUAUUCAAAUACAAAAUCCUAAUCAAUGUUUCCUUUUUUGCAAGGGACAUUCAGAUCUCUAACUUGUGAGUUGAACCUAUUUAUUUUGUAAGCUUUUGACUUUACAAACAUGUGGUAGCCUCAUUCUAAAGAGUUGCACCAUAUUUUUUCUCAAAAUAACCACAGGCUGUAAAUUAAAUUGAACAAUGCAGUAAAAUAUGCAGAUACAUACUAAACAGAUGAGUGUGUGUGUAUGUGUCUGUGUUUAAGCUUUUCCUUUUCCAAAAGAUUAUACAUUUGAGCAAAAUCCCAUUCAGUCUAAAUGUACUCAUUUUGCCACAUGGUUUUCUGAUCAGCAAUUUUAAAAAAAUGGAAGCGUUACAUUAUAUUUAAUAAUAUCAAAAGAAGACUGAUCUCUAAAUAUAGCUUUGAAAGUUAAUAUAAUAUGAUGUGUCCAUGCAAUGAGUCAGAUUAGAUUGUUGAUAUAAAUGAACAAAUCAAUCCAAGUUACAUUGAUUGAAGGGACUAUUCGGAUGACCAGCCUCACCAUCUUUUACUGUGUGCACUUUCCUCUUAAGGCUUUAUUGUAUUUUCCUUGCUCCUUUAGGCUUUCUUUUUCAUGUGGAAAACAGUAUCUAAAUGCCAUUCUCUCACUUAUGAAUUAAAUAUGGCUACCAUUAAUGUUCCUUUUUGUCAGUGGAGUGUAUGGAAGGAAAAUGAGAUAGGAGUACAUUGCUUAAGUCUCUAAAUAUUAAAAACAAACGACAACAAAACACUUGCCUUUCUCUUGUGUCAUUGCUUCAAUGUUCUGUCAUCUUCUGCAAGCUAGAGUUGCAUUGUUGACGUCUAAUUAAGAUCUAAAUAUCUUUUAUGAAGGAAUGUCAAAUGUAAAGUCUGUUGAGUUGACCAUGGUGAAUCUCUUGAUGGGCCCUCACGUUUAGUAUCUGAUUUCUCUCCUAAAUGGAUAUGUCUAUGAGGAAAAGACACCUAUUUGUUGACAUUGACCGUGGGUAUAAUAAUUUAUUCUCUAGGUUUAACUUCUAAAAUUAUUUUUCCUUUGAUUUCUAACUGCCUCCUUCUACCCCUAGAGUAAUACCUUGCCUACCUUAGAUACAUCUUUAUCCUUGUAAAAAAUGUUUUGGCAAAAAGCAAAUAUAUUUUUUAAUGUCCCAUAAUGUUUUAAAGAAAAGAAGUAAAGUGUAUUUGGGCUAUGCUCACCAAUAUUCCAGUAUUUUACAAAUUGUGUUCUGGAAGACGUUCAUUGUGGUCUGAGAACAAAUGGUCCUAUACUAUAAUUCUCUCUCCUUGGACAUUAACAAUAAAUGUUAGUGUUUUAAUGAAGCUUAAGAAAGUUAUUGAAUCAGGUAAAAAAAAUUUUUUUCUAAGCACACCUUGAGAAACCUUUGGAAAAGUUUUCUUUUAACACUAGUUUAUAUAUCCUUCAAUAAUUGUAAAUAAAAUAACCAGGAAUGCUUUGAAAAAAAUGCUUCUGGAAUUUUGUUUUAAUUUUAAGAGAAUUCCUGUCAUUUCAAAUGAAUUGUUAUCUAUUUUAAAUUUCAUUAGUAUCUCUUAGUGAAUUUAACUUUAUAAUCUAAAAUAUUCAAAACAAAACAAUAAAAUUAUUUUAAUUGUUUUUGUAUUAUUUUUAAGGCUUGCACCUAUGACCAGCAUAUCAGACCCCUAUCUGUUGAAGAUGUUUCCAAUUCUCUGCCGUGUGGAAUUAAUGCCAGUGAAUAAUCUCCAGUAACGUUUUACUAAACAGCUUUAGGAAACUGAAGCAUGAUAGACCAAUGUUGACAGUAUUUUUACAUAAGCUUGUGAGAAAUUAUAUUAAAAACACUUUGGGGAAAGCUAAGAGCAGUGCACUGUUUAGCACAGAUUUUGCGAGAUUCUAUACUCUUUUAAUGAGCAUUUCACAGGUUGUUUUUGUUUUGUUUUGUUUUUUGCUUUGCUUUACUUUGCCAAUCAGUUACUUUUACACCAAAUCAACAAAGUUUCUUUAAAAACUUCCCGGUUAAAUUGUCUGUUAUCAUAUAGAAAAGAAUCAAACUGAAUCACUUUACAUUUCUCUAAAGAAAAUUCAGUUUUUAAUCUAUCCAGAGUUUGUGAAUCAGCCUGAUAGACCAUAAGCCAUUUAUAAUUUUUAAAUGUUCCAUUGAAUGAGUAUAUCAUACAAAUGUUAAUUCCAUCUCAUCUUGUUCAUUCAGUUUUAUAUUACUUUUACGACUUUUUUUCUGGCAAAGUAAAUGCUUGAUAUUAUUCAUACACCAUCACUCUAAGGUAUUUUAAAUCAUACAAAUAACUAUCACAAGACCUACUGUCCCAAGAUCCGAAGUCAGAUUAUUUUUCCUUUUCAAGUUGCUAGAAUGAUAAUUCAUAUAGCUGUGUUGAUUUUUCAGGUCAGAAUUAAGUUCUUGCUUUGUUAAAUGGACGUACAUGAAAGAGAUUGGCUCCUAUCUAAUUCAUAUUCUCUCUCUCUUUAUCUCUCUCUCUCUCUUUCUCGGUGUGCGUGUGUGUCUCUUUUCUCUCUGUCUAAGGGGAAUUGGAAAAUUGCUGCUGAAUAAUUUUUCUUGAAAAAGCCAAAUGUUGAUAUGAUGAUAUAUUAAUCUUAUCUAUGAACAGAGCUUCACUACAGGCCAAGCAGUAAUGUAUACAGCUGGCUUUUUAAGCUGUUUGAACCCUAUUGUUUUUGAUUUAAAAGAAUUUUUGUUUGUUUUUCACUUGUAUAGUAAAAGAUCGUAUGAAUUAAAUGCUUGGAUAUUAAUUUUCAUUCCUACUAAGUGGCCAUGUAAGGCAUUGAUUUUUUAAAACUUUAACAAUAUAGGAAUCUAGGACUCUCAGAAAGAUUUUGCUGUGUUUCUAUAGGUAAUGAAAUCCUGUCAAUUAAAGAAAAUGCGGUAUGUAAUUUGAUUUGGUGGUAGACUUUAUUUAGAGCUCUCUUUGAUCUAUGUAGCAAAAAUAGACUAAAUUUCUUUUUAAUCUUGUACUGAGUACAUAAUUUCAAAAAAAUACCUUAGGCAUAAAAUAUUUAUAAAAUUGUGAAUUGAAAUACUCAAGAUGCUUUUAAAAUUUAGUCAAAAUGUUGAUUCCCGGCCUUUUUCCUACACAUCUAUUUCAAAAGAGUAUACUUUAUUCUGACAGCCAUUACUGCUUAGUCUGUGCUGAAAGCUUUACUGCUUCUAUGCUGUGCUCAAGAGAAAACCAACAACGGAAGCGAAGACUUGCUCCUCCACAGAAUUGCAGCAAAGCUCUCUGCUGGGCAAUGGUGACAGGAAAGUGUGUAAUUGACUUGUUGAAGAUAAUCAUGAGACCAUCUUAACAUUACUUGCCUUAUAAGUUAGAAAUAGUAUGGAUAUCACUUUUUGUAAAUAAUAUUUUUUGUAAAUGUUUUUUGUUCAUAACUUUCCGAAUCAUCUAUUUCACAAAAUCCUGAAUAUGCAAUUAUUUAUUAUAACACAUUACUGCAACUAGGGCUCCCAUUCCAGAACAAAGUUUAAUUCUAUAUGUAAAUUGUUACUGAAAUGUGAUUUCUUUUUCUGGAAAAUAAAUGAAAAAUAUGAAAAUAAAUUGAAUUGUGAAUCUC
Symphalangus syndactylus (siamang) is the source of this 13657-nucleotide messenger RNA. It is a transcript of the gene SGIP1, whose product is annotated as SH3GL interacting endocytic adaptor 1. NCBI's taxonomy places the organism in Eukaryota, Metazoa, Chordata, Mammalia, Primates, Hylobatidae. The record is from RefSeq and is a predicted model, not a curated record. Gene Ontology annotation, cellular component: clathrin-coated vesicle; clathrin-coated pit; cytoplasm. Gene Ontology annotation, biological process: clathrin-dependent endocytosis; clathrin coat assembly; synaptic vesicle endocytosis.